AGAGAGAGUUUAGAUCAUUCAUUCCAAUAUUCUUAGCAAAAGACAAUGAAUAUUUUUCAUAGGCUGUUUAUGUUAUAUUUGUAUUUAUUCACACCUGUCUUAUUUGUGGAACUUUCUUUGCUUCUUUAUUAUGCAUUCAAGAAAGCACCAGUGCCAUCAGAAACCAAAGAUCCUAAAAAGCUACGACUGUAUCAUGUACUCUCAGUGUUCAUUUUUCGUCUGGGAAAGAUUUUUGAGAAAUUAGGGAUCUGCAACCAAAUUGCAUUUGUUAGAUUUGUGUUAAAUUUGGCACUUCCUGGAAAAGAACCAAAUCUCCUCAUUCGGGAUACAAAGUUUGAACAAGUGCCAGUAAGGAUUUACCAGCCGAAAACACCUUCUGCUCAGCCAAGGAAAGGACUGCUCUACCUACAUGGAGGAUGUGGGAUUUUUGGGAGCAACAGAGGCUAUGAACGAGUAUGCCGCCAUCUUGCUCGAGGAAGUGACUUAGUGGUUGUAUAUGUUGAGUAUCGCUUAGCCCCUGAACAUGAACAUCCGGCCCAAUUAUCAGAUUGUCUCACAGCCACAACAUACUUCCUGAACCAUUCUAAAGACUACGGAGUGGAUCCUAACUGUAUUAUUCUCGCCGGAGAAAGUAGCGGAGGUGCACUUGUUGCUGCUAUUAACCGUGAACUGAUAAAAAGUUCAACUACCCCAAAGGUUCAAGCUCAGAUCCUGAUCUACCCAUUCCUCCAGAUAAUGGAUCUUUCUUUGCCAUCCCAUCAGCAAAAUCACCUCGGUCCUGGCUUGACUCGGAAGCGGGCUAUGAAACUUGGCUUAGUGUUUAUAAAGGGGAAAGGUGAUGAUGUUGAAAGACUCAUGAACAAUGCCCACGUUCCUGAGUCCAUGAAGACAAAGUACAAGAAAUGGCUUAGUGCAGACUGCAUCCCAGAGGAAUUUAAAAGCAGAGGCUAUAAGCCACCUUCGCCUAUUCCCUUUUCAAAAGAACUGUGUGAACUAACCAGACUAAAUGAUGAGACGAUGCUGUCCCCUAUUUUAGAUGAGGAUGCCAUUGUCCAACAACUCCCUAAGACUUACAUUUUAACCUGUGAAUAUGACUUAAUAAGAGAUGAUGGACUUUUAUACAAGAAACGGCUAGAGGACAAUAACGUGUCUGUGACAUGGAACCACGUGAAGGAUGGAUUCCAUGGAUUUAUUAUGUUUAUUGACAUUUGGCCACUUGAGUUUUCGUGCACAAAAAAUGCAUUUGAAGAUAUCUUGAAGUUUAUAAAAGGGUUAUAAGAAUGACAACAACCAGUAUGACUGCUCAGAGUUCCUACCUUUGUAUUACCUGGUAAAUAUGGUUGGAGAACACACAGCAGCUGAAGUGAUUUCUGCCCAUUCACUGAAGGAAGCUUUUUAAAUACACAAGAAUAAGUGAGGCUACUUCUGUA
Messenger RNA from Eublepharis macularius, 1430 nucleotides. RefSeq names its product arylacetamide deacetylase-like 4. Gene Ontology annotation, cellular component: membrane. Gene Ontology annotation, molecular function: carboxylic ester hydrolase activity. The record is from RefSeq and is a predicted model, not a curated record. The transcript has 4 exons. The coding region runs from base 46 to 1278 and encodes 410 amino acids. Lineage: Eukaryota; Metazoa; Chordata; Lepidosauria; Squamata; Eublepharidae.